GUGGAUGCUAAUAUACAUGUACAUACUCAUGCGCGCUGUUGUGACGAUACUAUAAUCGAUAGCGCAAAAAACUACGUUGUUCAACAUUUAGGUGGAUCACGGACCAUUUACACAUGUACAAGCUGUCGUUUAGUGCCACAUGGGAUGUGGAAAGAGUUUGAAAAUGAAACCUCCAAAUAAUUGCUGUAGAAACGUCCAUACUUGGGUAGUUAUUUUGAUUGUUCUGUUAGCAGGACUGCUGAUUUAUGUGUUACAGGAUCGUCAGUUGACUGUCUUGAGCAACACUGGUCUUUUCCGCGACGAGGAAACGACGGGGCAGCAAUGCCGACCGUCGCCGCACAUCCAGGGGGCCACGGGGAGGGUUUAUCAGCUCAGCAAAGCCAGGACUUAUGAAGGGAGAAGGGAGUUGGCGCCGGCGACAUCGACAUCCUGUAAGCCGUACAGCGCCCGAGCAGGCCGGCGCUGCGAUCGGUGGAUCGUGGUAACGACCAUCCACCCUUCCACGCCGAUCCUCCGGAAAAUCAGCUCCCUGUCCGGCUGGUGCAUGGUCGUAGUGGCGGACAAGAAGGGACCGGUGUCCAUGGACAUCCCCAACGUGGAUUACCUGGAUGUAGUCCAACAGGAGAGCUGUGGCUACCAAAUCUGCCGCCUGUUGCCCUGGAACCACUUCGGAAGGAAGAACAUCGGGUACCUGUACGCCAUCGAACACGGGGCCGAGAUGAUCUAUGACACCGACGAUGACAACCAGCCACUAUUUGACGAAUUGCCGGCGUUUGACAACGUCGGUUACUCCAAGCAGUUACAUGUAGCGGGGCACCUCUGGAAUCCUUACCCUCAGUUUGGUGCCAACACCAAGAUGUGGCCCAGGGGGUUUCCCCUCAGUCGCAUCACAGAUCCCGCCACUAAGAGGGUGGAUGUGAUAAACGGGACGGUGGCCGCAAGACGAGCGGGCGUGGUUCAGUUUUUGGCCCAACAUGAUCCCGACAUAGACGCUAUCUACCGUUUGACCAACGAGCUCCCGUAUGAGUUCGACCCCGCACCCCGCCGGCUCUUCGUACCCGAGCGAGUUAUGUCCCCGUACAACGCCCAGGCCACCUUGCACGCACACCAGGCUUUCUGGGGGCUGCUCCUGCCAGUCUCGGUCCACGGCCGCGUUUCAGAUAUCUGGCGGAGCUACUUCACGCAGCGUCUGCUGUGGGACAUCGGCAUGCAGGUGGCUUUCCACUCGCCCUUCGUGGUGCAGUAUCGCAACCCCCACAACUACAUGGCCGACUUUGACAGCGAGAUGGACUUGUAUUACAAAGCCGAAACCCUCGUCAAAUUCCUACAAGAAUGGACACCGGAAAAGUCUUCCACCUCCCUGCAACAAAAACUGUUAGACUUGGCAAUUCGACUGUAUGAGUUUGAUUUCUUCGGAGUACAGGAUGUGACUUUGACGGAAGCUUGGAUUCAAGACCUUCAGUGUCUUGGAUACAAAUUUCCACUUCAUCCAUCUCUCAUCACACAAAAGUCAUUGGUUGAUGAUGAGGCAUUAUCAGCAACGUAUCUUCCCUUUUAGGUUAUGAUGGCUUUUCCAAAACCUCGAAUUAGUCUGUGGCUUAGGCACUGCUUGUCUCGGACUCGAGGAUAAUUCAGGAGGCUUAUAACACUCGGAUCAAACGAAAUAACACUUUUGGUGUCGUAUAAUAUUCUGAUUUGAUGUUGCACUUCACGUGCUCUUCAACUAAUUGGGUUUUUUUUGUCUUGUAACGAGUAUUUUUUUUCUUCUAUGUUUGUCGUCUGCAGCAGUAUCAAGAAAUUUUUAUUUUGGGUUUGCUUUUGCGCCUGUAAGGCACUUAAGAUCCCCUCUCCGGAAAAAGGGGCCUGGGUACUUGAAAUUUCGUGAAGAGAAGAUGAAUUAUUCAUGUAUAUUUAAUUGUUUAUUUUUGUCGAGUUGAUACACGAUAUAUUGUUAAAAACCACUGUGCCGAAAAGCAGAGCCGCUUUGCAGUGUAGUAGGUCUUUGCGAUGGCUUUUGCAUUUCUCGGGACCCUGAAAAGACUAUCUACAAUGUACACCGUGACUGACAUUCGAAACCAUGGGCCCAAUAUCACGGCGCUGCUUAACAGUUAGCACAAAAGUUGUGUUUAGCAUAGCAGAAAAAUUUGCUAACCUUAAGCACUAUUUCACGGCAUGUGUGUGCUAACGGUCGCGUGUGCAUGGAGAUUUAUCUUGUAAUGUCACUAAGUUAAGCAAGUUUUUCCUCUGAAGUAAGCGUGCCUUUUGCUGUGCUUAUGCUUACAGUCUCCAUGAAAUUGACGGAGGCUCUGUUAGCAAAAAAUCGUGUGCUUAUACUGAGCAGCGCCGUGAAAUUGGGCCCUGUUCUCGUGUUGGUUGAAUAAACACGAGAACCGAGUUUCGAACUAAUGACAAGAACCAACGGUGUUCGCGAACAGGAUUUUCAGGAUUUUCCCCACUUAUAGGGGAGUAGUCUGAUGAGGAACGUCAAGAACAAAGAUGGCGGAUUACGGCCCCGGAAUUUGCGUUAAUUUUUGUGCAUAAAAUUGAAAGAGCUCAUCAUUCAGUGCAGAAGCAGUAGUGAUAAAAUAAAACAUGACACAGGGAAUGGGCUUUUUACUCAGCCUUGUCUCUGCCAAUUUU
Molecule: messenger RNA, 2640 nt
Organism: Patiria miniata (bat star)
Lineage: Eukaryota; Metazoa; Echinodermata; Asteroidea; Valvatida; Asterinidae
Product: probable glycosyltransferase STELLO1
Exons: 1
Coding region: 140-1558 (472 amino acids)
Source: RefSeq, a predicted model, not a curated record